Messenger RNA from Oryzias melastigma (Indian medaka), 7393 nucleotides. RefSeq names its product cache domain containing 1 (gene cachd1). Gene Ontology annotation, cellular component: voltage-gated calcium channel complex. The record is from RefSeq and is a predicted model, not a curated record. Bases 352 to 4260 code for a protein of 1302 amino acids. Gene Ontology annotation, molecular function: voltage-gated calcium channel activity. The transcript has 27 exons. Lineage: Eukaryota; Metazoa; Chordata; Actinopteri; Beloniformes; Adrianichthyidae.
CGGUAGGACUCCUCGCUGUUUCCCCGCCUCCCACUUUCACCCCCAUUGUGGUGAAUCUCUGGCUCUCACACACACUUUGCCAGACUUCCAGGAGUUGGGGCGGCUGGUCGAAGAGGGAAUCCCGACAACUGCAGAAAAAUAACCCAAACAUUUCCUCUUUCCUGUAUGGAUCUGCUUUCUUCUCUUCGGAGGUUUCGCGGAGGUGCGGAGGUUUGCGUCGCUGGGAAUUGUGGAGGCUCGUGUCGGAGGGGACGUUACGCUGCAAAGUUGUAAAAGUAGUUCCCUUGAGGUUCUCGUUUGUUCCGCCGCCACCAGCUCAGACUCGGUGCUCCUCCAGCUUCUACUUCCAUCAUGGCGUGGCGGACUGUGGAGAAGUCUCCGCUUUUGACGCGGACUUCGCGCGCAGCUUUCCGGGAUAAACACCUUCGCCGUGGCCGGGGCUCGCUGGCUGUUCGGAGUUUGCUUUCACUCUGCUUGGUUCUUUCUUGUGGAUAUUGCGGAGCGGACUCAGAGUUUUCUAUCCUGGAGGAAGCACAGGUUUUGGCGGAUCAGAUGAAAAAGCUGUCUUCUCACGAACUGGGAGUAUUUACGAUGCAGAGGAUUUUCAACUCAUUCGUGUACACAGAGAAGACAUCAAACGGAGAGACAGAAGUGCAGCAGCUGGCUAAGAAGAUCCGUGAGAAGUUCAACCGUUAUCUGGAUGUGGUGAACAGGAAUAAACAGGUGGUGGAGGCAUCCUACACCGCCCACCUGACCUCUCCACUCACAGCCAUACAGGACUGCUGUUCCAUUCCUGCCUCCAUGAUGGAGUUUGAUGGAAACUUUAAUACCAACGUCUCCAAGACGAUCUGCUGCGACAGACUUUCCCCGACCGUCAACAGCCGAGCUUUCAAUCCUGGACGGGACCUCAACUCAGUUUUGGCUGACAACCUGAAGUCCAACCCAGGAAUAAAGUGGCAGUACUUCAGUUCGGAGGAGGGAAUCUUCACUGUUUUCCCAGCUCACAAGUUUAGCUGUAAAGGAAACUAUGAACACCGCAGCAGACCCGUGUACGUCUCUGCAGUGCGUCCUCAGUCUAAACACAUCGUGGUGAUGGUGGACCACGGCGCUUCUGUGACUGAAACUCAGCUGCAGAUCGCUCGAGACUCAGCGCUAGUUAUCCUAAAUGCCGUAGAUGAACAUGACAAGAUCUCCGUUCUCUCCGUGGCAGAGACUGUCCGCUCCUGCUCUUUAGACCAGUGCUACAAGAGUCUGCUGUCUCCAUCCACCAGUGAGACCAAGAGGAAGAUGAGCACCUUCAUCUCCAACAUCAAGUCCUCAGAUGUGGCCACCCAACACGCCGCUGGCUUUCAGAAAGCCUUCCAGCUGCUGCGCAACACCAGCAGUCUCAGUAAACAGAGCAGCACCACAGACAUGGCGAUCAUCUACCUGUCAGCUGGCGUCACGUCUCGGGAGUCGUCGGAGCAGGACAAGAGGGCCACGCUCAGCGUGGUCCGGGAAGAGAACCGACACUUCAACAACUCCGUCAUGAUCCUCACCUACGCUCUAAUGAACGAGGGAGUUACAGGCUUAAAGGAGCUGGCCUUCCUGAGGGACCUGGCAGAGCAGAACUCCGGCAAAUACGGCGUGGACCGAAUCUUUGACCGGGAUCGCUCGUCCGGAUCAGCGAGCGCGCCGUUGAUUCCAGUGGUAAAAGGCAGUAUGAUGGUCCUGAACCAGCUGAGCAACCUGGAAACGACAGUGGGACGCUUUUACAUCAACCUGCCCAACCGCAUGAUCGACCUGGCCCGCUUCAGCCUGCCCUACGCCGACCCCAUGGGUGAUGGGUUCAUCAUGACUGUGAGCCGGCCGUGCUACUUUGGUAACCUGCUUCUAGGCGUGGUUGGCGUGGAUGUGAACCUGGCUUAUAUACUGGAGGAUGUGACCUAUUACCAAGACUCUCUGGCUUCAUACACAUUCCUCAUUGACAACAAAGGAUACACUUUGAUGCACCCGUCACUGACACGGCCCUAUUUGAUGACGGAGCCCCCCCUGCACACAGAUAUUAUCCACUAUGAAAAUAUCCCAGGAUUCCCUGCUGUCCGACAGAACAUCCUGAGCCUCCCUUUGGGCAGCCAGGUCAUUGCCGUGCCCGUUAACUCCUCGCUGUCCUGGCACGCCAAUCGGCUCAGGGACAACAGCAAAGAUGCGUACAAUGUCAGCUACGCCUGGAAGCUGGUUCAGGACACGUCGUUCAUCCUGUGCAUCGUCUACGUGCAGCCGGAGAUCCCAGUGAAGCAGCUGAAGAACCUUAACACCGCUCCGAGCUCAAAGCUGCUCUACCAUCGGCUGGAUCUGCUGGGCCAGCCCAGCUCCUGCCUGCACUUCAAGCAGCUCGCCACUGUUGAAUCCCCCACAGUGAUGCUGGCGGCUGGGAGCUUCUCCUCUCCUUAUGAGCACCUGAGUCAGCCAGAGACAAAGCGGAUGGUUGAGCACUACACCGCCUACCUGAGCGAUAACACCAGACUCAUAGCCAACCCUGGCCUCAAGUCCUCCGUCAGGAAUGAGGUCAUGGCGACCAGUCACGUCACGGAUGAGUGGAUGACACUAAUGGAAAUGAGUAGCCUCAACUGCUACAUUGUGCGACGUUACAUAGCAACACCCAGCGGGGUGCUCCGGAUUUACCCAGGAUCCCUGAUGGACAAAGCGUUUGACCCCACCCGCAGACAAUGGUACCAACAUGCUGUGGCCAACCCCGGCCUCAUCACCUUCACCGGGCCGUACCUGGACGUGGGAGGAGCUGGUUAUGUCGUCACUAUCAGCCACACUAUUCACGCUUCCAGCUCUCAGAUGGCUCCUGGUUAUGCAGUUGCAGUGAUGGGUAUAGAUUUCACCCUCCGGUACUUCUAUAAGGUUCUGCUAGACCUUUUGCCCAUCUGCAACCAGGAUAAAGGCAACAAAAUCAGGUGCUUUAUAAUGGAGGACCGUGGAUACUUGGUGGCUCACCCCACACUUAUUGACCCCAAAGGUCAUGCCCCCGCAGAGCAGCAGCACAUCACACACAAGGAGCCGCUGGUGGCCAAUGACAUCCUCAACCACCCCAACUUUGUGAAGAAAAACCUUUGCAACAGCUUCAGUGACCGCACUGUACAGCGUUUCUACAAGUUCAACACCAGCAUAAUGGGGGACCUCACUAACUUGGUCCACGGCAGCCAUUGUUCCAAGUACCGCCUGACCAGAAUCCCAGGAACCAACGCCUUUGCUGGGAUCGUCAACGAAACAUGCGACUCACUGGCGUUCUGCGCCUGCAGCACGGUGGACCGGCUCUGCCUCAACUGCCACAGAAUGGAGCAGAAUGAGUGUGAAUGUCCGUGUGAGUGCCCCCUGGAGGUCGAUGAGUGUACGGGCAAUCUCACCAACGCCGAGAACAGAAAUCCCAGCUGUGAGGUCCAUCAGGAGCCUGUGAGCCUGAACGUCAUUGAUGGCAGUCUGCACGACACUCUGCCACAGUGCAUCAACACCCGCUGCAGCCAGAGAUACACCAGCAGCGACUGCUUUGGUGUUCUGGACUGCGAGUGGUGCAUGGUGGACAGCGAUGGGAAGACUCACCUGGACAAGCCGUACUGCGCCCUGCAAAAGGAAUGUUUCGGAGGGAUCGUUGGCGCCAAAAGCCCCUACGCAGACGGCCUGGGAGUGGUUGAUGAAGAGGUGGCCUCUCUGAACAUGAUCAAGAGCGCCCCUGUAGGGCCGGUGGCCGGGGGGAUUAUGGGAUGCAUCAUGGUGUUGGUGCUGGCUGUGUACGCGUACAGACAUCAGAUCCACAGACGCUCACAUCAGCACAUGUCUCCUCUGGCCACACAGGAAAUGUCGGUAAGAAUGUCCAACCUGGAUAACGAGAGGGAUGAGAGGGACGAAGACAGCCACGAGGACAGAGGGAUCAUCAGUAAUACCAGAUUUAUCGCCGCUGUGAUCGAGAGACACACUCACACCCCUGAGCGCAGGCGGAGAUACUGGGGCAGAUCUGGGACGGAGAGCGAUCACGGCUACAGCACCAUGAGUCCACAGGAAGACAGCGAGAACCCACCUGGAAACAACGAUCCGCUCUCGGCAGGCGUUGACGUCGGCAACCAUGACGACGACCUGGACUUGGACACGCCCCCCCAGACGGCAGCGUUGCUGAGCCACAAGUUCCAUCCGUACCGACACACGCACCACCACCCCCUGCACACGCACCACCUGCAGGCCGCAGUGACCGUGCACAGCGUGGACGCGGAGUGCUGAUCCGCCGGUAAACCCCUCCGGACCAUCUAUUGUAGAGAUUUUUAUUCACCGUUUGUCUAGACUGGUGGAGGGAGGUUAAAGCCGCAAGCGGAUCUAGCAUCUCGAAAUGGAACCCUAUGAAGUGAUAUUGUUUCUUGUUUUGUUCCUUUUUUUGUUUUAGCUCAGAAAGUCACACAGAGAAUAAGCAAACAGAAUGUAACAGCUGGGAAUGAGAUUUUUCAAAGGAUUUGACAAGCUUCAGGAUCACAUGCUGCUUGGAUGAGACAUGCAGGGACAAAGAUCCUCAUUUUUCAAUGUUCCACAUUUGGAGUCGCUACAGUUUUUCUGCAAAGCCCUUUAGUAGGGUCAGAAAACUCCAUCAUCUCUGAUGACGAUUGGAAGUACUUUCUUUCUAAACGAAGAACUGGCUCCGUUUGGAUUUAACUUCCACCUCUUCAUCCCUGGACGUGGAUUUCCUCUGAAAGUUUCCUCCUGUGACAAGAGGCCGCCAGCAGACGCCGAGAUGUUGGAUCCCACCUCUGCAAAAGUCUGUGAACUUCAAAGCAGAUUCCAUUCUUCACUUGAAAGCAAAAUAGACUUUUAAGAGAAAAAUAAUAUUUUUCUACUAUUUAUUAAAAAAAAAGUUUUUCAUGACAGAUGGGAAAGCUGAUGCCACCAAGUGAAACAAUAUUCUCAACGACCUCAGCCCAACAGAUCCUGAGCUGAUGAUGCUCCACUGUUUUCCUGAAAGCAUGUUUAGUCAUCAGACCUCUCAAGACCAGAUCGUUCAUAAUUUCCCUCUAAAAAAAAAGGUGAUAUUUUCCUCCUCUAAAGCAGUGGUCCCCAACCUUUUCUUUUCCCUUUGCCUUAUUUGGGAACGUUUUGCACACAUUCUGUUAUAAAUGUGUCACUCGCCCCAAAUCAUCUCGAAUAAGUGCGCUCCGGAGUGCAUCCAAAGUUUUACAACUCUUUUUUUGGCUCUAGAUUUUGCAAAUCUAUAAACUAUCCGCCUGUUUGCACCUGCAGCAUGUUUCAGAAGUCUGCAUCUGUGCCACUGCUUUAUUGCAUAAAAGGAAUGUGUGGGCGAAGAAUUUAAAGACAAAGGAUUGUCAGGCUUUAAAAAAAAAAAGAUUUGCGAUAGUAGAAAGUUUUUCCAUGUAGUAUAUCUUUUGAUAGCAGUUUUAAAUGCAUUUUAUUCUCACACAGGUCUUGGAUAUUCCACCAAAUGUUUUAAAAAUUAAGUAUGUGAACUCUUUGGGAGUACUUAAAUUUCUGUAUGAAAUAGUCACAUGUGGUGAUUUUUGUUUUUUAAAUCUCAAUCUAAAUCUCAAUGAUGUAGAAAAACAUUGUUUUUACCGAACACAAUCAUGUCCAGUUUAUGCAAAAAAAGAAGUAAUCCCAAAGAGUUCACAUAUUUUCUCCUGCAGCUGUGUAAAUGUUUUGUUUUUGAUUAAAAUGUAAUUAUAUUUGGAGAUCCCAACUUGUUUUAGGCCAUGGACCAGUUUAAAUUAGACUCUGUUUUCACAAACCGGUCCAAACGAGACUGAAGUUGUCAUUUUUAAGCUACCGGUUUCUGAAAAUCUUUUUUCAAAAUAAAAUGCUGCUACAAGAAAUUUAGUUUAAAAACGUCUGAAAAUAAGAUUCAAUGAAACAAAGUUGUUGAUUUGUUGAAGUCGUUUCUGAUUAGAAAAAAAAUCCAUAAAGGAAACAUUACAUUAUUUUUUUUCCCCAUAGAAUGACAUUUUAACACUCAAUCCAGACUUUGAUUUUCUUUCAGGGUAAAAAGUGUGAUCAUAUUUUGCUUUUACAUAAAUUCUCAGUCAUUGGGGAUUUUAUUUUCAACACAAAGGAACAUUUUCAUUUGUAAGGUUUCUGAAGUGAUACCUUCCUAAUUUAGCCUUGUGUUGGAGAAUUCUCAAAUGUCCUUAUUACAAGUUUCCACAAAUCAGUUACUUUAUUUAAUUAAAUCUUCAUUCCCCGUUAAAUGUUUCGGAUGGUUUGAACUUAAUGAUGAAUAUUUUCUCUUUAACAUUAAAGUGGAGGCUAACAAGUGGACGCUAGCUUUAGCUACAUCCAACUUUUAAGGUAUAAUUGAUGAAAAAAGCAAAAUAAAAUAACUCAACCGUCGUUAAAGUGGUACUUUCUUAAUAUAAUAUAAACAUGAAACCCCCAUGUCUUCAAAUUUAUUAUUUGUGAAACAGUCGAGUCUGUUGACGCUUCUGCUGCAUGAAGACAACCGUCUUAAUAAUUCUGCAUGUCGAGGAAGACGGACGGUUUUGUUUGUCAACAGCAGCUUUAUUGUUCUUUAAAGAUGAAGAGUCUUCUUCAGUUUCCUCACGGGCUCUUUUCUCCCCCAAAAAACUUUCCAAUUACGUUUUAUUGUUUAGUUUUUGUUAGCUUUUUUAGCUUUGGGCUACUAGCUUAGCAACCCAGUUAGCCAUGCAGGUAGCUGCGUUAAGUCAUGUGACCAAGACGCAUGUUUUGAACAGAAUCCGGCGGUUUUCCAAAAUAAAACUUCCUUCAGGAUCAGAAAAUAAACAAAACGGAAUUCCAGUAGUCUAAGUUAUGUCAUGUAUUUUUUUAUGUAUGUAUUUUUAUGACCCACGGGCUGGUACUGGUCCAUGGCCCGGGGGUUGGGAACCACUGCUCUAAAGGAUUUGGAAAAUACUGGAUGUCAGCACAUUAGCAUUGCUGCAAACCCUACUUUUAUCAGUGCAACACUAUUUCUUGAUUGCAGUUGACAUCAACUGUUUUUACACAUCAAAAAUUGCAGAUUUUCUUUAUUUAGUAAAAAGAUAUUCUAUUGAUGCUUUUAUAAAAAAGAAGUUUGUGUGGAUCCGCUUCUAUUUUCUUUGUCAAAAAAAAUACACUUUUUUUUUUUUUUUUUUUUAAGAAAAGUCUGAAAAAAGUGAGCCUUAAUCACAUCCUGCAUCGGAGCAGCUGGGGAGGAAAUGCUUCUUAACAUGCUGCACAUCUCUGUCUUCUGAGAUCUGCGCUCAUGUGAGAUGAAACCUGCUGGAGGGGAGAGGAAAUUCAAAGAAAGCAUUUUUUCUGUGUGUGAAGAAUCCAACUUUAUGGCUGAAUGAAGAAUUUCAAUCAAAUGGGGUGGAGAAAGACUACGGAAACCAGCACCAGCAAAAAAAAAAAAAAAAAA